This is a messenger RNA of Patiria miniata (bat star), 730 nucleotides long. RefSeq names its product alpha-N-acetylneuraminide alpha-2,8-sialyltransferase-like. The record is from RefSeq and is a predicted model, not a curated record. Gene Ontology annotation, biological process: oligosaccharide metabolic process; N-glycan processing. The transcript has 4 exons. NCBI's taxonomy places the organism in Eukaryota, Metazoa, Echinodermata, Asteroidea, Valvatida, Asterinidae. Gene Ontology annotation, molecular function: alpha-N-acetylneuraminate alpha-2,8-sialyltransferase activity. The coding region runs from base 1 to 576 and encodes 191 amino acids.
AUGGAGUUUUGCAUAGAAAUGUUUAAUCUUGCCCCAGUGAAAGGUUAUGAGGAUGACGUAGGAACUAAGACAAAUUUCACCACUGUCAACCAAUCCAUACUCAGCAAGGGAGAGGACCCCUUAGUUGGAAAGGAAAGCAUAGCAGCAUUUGACGCCCUCCAGCGGCAGUUUCAGGGCAGCUUGCUGUGGGUUCCAGCUUUCAGCCAGAGAGGAUACUACGAGUUCGUCCAGAGGAUUGUCAACGUCAGCCUUGCGUCAGGAAUAAUGAAACCCGUUGUUCAAAAUCCAGGCCAUUUCAUUGGCAUGAUGAGACUCUGGAGGGCGCUUCACAGACGAAGCGACUGGCCAUCCACGGGACUGUACAUAGUGUCAGCUGCAUUCGAACUCUGCGAGGAGAUUGACGUGUUUGGCUUCUGGUUCUACGAGACGUCGCUAGAGGGCGUCCCCGCACCGUACCACUACCACAAUGACAUCAUCUUCGGCACACGACACAGUCGCUUCAAAGAGUUUCAGGACCUCGUGAAUUUUCACGAGAUGGGAAUUUUAAAGAUGCACUUUGGGAGUUGCAAAUCCUGAUAAGAAGAUAGGCAAAUGACCUGCCGUAUUCACCUAUCUCUUUUACCUUAAACUUAAAUGCCUUUUUUAUCAUAUGGGGGCGCCGCCAUCCUUGGGUUCAAACCAUCGGAUGAAUUUGAAGUUAUUAAAAUAUUUGAUAUACAAAUAUUUAUCA